CCCAAUCUCUCCCCACAGGGCCCCCCCAAUGUCGGACGACACGGAAAAGAAGGACGAGACGCCCCCACUGGGGCCAACAGAGCUGCAGCUACUGCCCCCCCAGAGUCCCCCCUCGGCCCCAGACGUUCCCCCCUCAGCCCCACUGUCCCCCCAGAGUCCUCCCUCGGCCCCAGACAUACACCCCUCAGCCCCACUGUCCCCCCAGAGUCCUCCCUCGGCCCCAGACAUACACCCCUCGGCCCCACUGCCCCCCCAGAGGUCCCCCUCGGCCCCAGACACACACCCCUCGGCCCCACUGCCCUCCCAGAGGUCCCCCCUUGGCCCUAGACACACCCCCAUCAGCCCCAGAUGUUCCCCCCUCAUCCCCAGAUGCCCCCCCCUCACCAGCAGUGACUGUGAUGGUGGAGGAUGAGGGGGAGCCAGAGGAAGGGCCCCAACAAAAUGGACAGGCCGUUGGUGUGGGGGGUGCCCCCUACUCCCCCCACACCUCCCCCCCUGCCCCAGGCCCCACCGGUGCCGUCAGCACCCACCCUCCCACCCCGGCACCCGCACGCUCUAAAUCGGCCUCCCUGGGCGACUUGGGAGGCAAGGCCAGUGUGAACGGGGGGCCGCGGGUGCGGGGCAGCCUGGUGGGGUCCCAGGUGCAUCUGGCGGGGGCAGGGUCGCCCCGUCCCAGCCUGAGCCGCCAGCCCUCGGGGCCCGAGGUGGGCCUGGAGGUGGAGAAACCGCGGGAUUACAUCCUGCUGGCCACCCUGUCCUGUUUCUGCCCCAUCUGGCCCAUCAACAUCGUCGCCUUCGUGUACUCUGUCAUGUCCCGGAACAGCCUGCAGCAGGGGGACGUGGACGGGGCGCGGCGGCUGGGCCGUGUGGCCAAACUACUAAGCGUGGUGGCCCUGCUCGGGGGCGUCGUCAUCAUCAUCCUCUCGGUGGCCAUCAACUUCGGCCUGUUCCAGUGAAGACGACUCCGUGCUGUCCCCAGCCCCCCAACUCAGGAGCCCCCACCUGGCACCGCUCUAAUGGGG
Chrysemys picta bellii (western painted turtle) is the source of this 1022-nucleotide messenger RNA. The record is from RefSeq and is a predicted model, not a curated record. Lineage: Eukaryota; Metazoa; Chordata; Testudines; Emydidae.